This is a messenger RNA of Necator americanus (New World hookworm), 1599 nucleotides long. RefSeq lists its product as uncharacterized. Lineage: Eukaryota; Metazoa; Nematoda; Chromadorea; Rhabditida; Ancylostomatidae. Gene Ontology annotation, cellular component: mitochondrion. The coding region runs from base 1 to 1599 and encodes 532 amino acids. The record is from RefSeq and is a predicted model, not a curated record. The transcript has 12 exons. Gene Ontology annotation, molecular function: FAD binding; catalytic activity.
AUGGUGCACCCAGUAACGACUUGCUCCGUUGUUUCAGAGGAAUACGCUUGGAGGAGGGUAAAAAGAGAGGAAUUAGUUGCACACUAUAUCCUUUUGAAUUUGUCGGCGCGUUGGCAUCGGUCCAAGGGCAAGAGCCUCUCGGAGCCGGGUAUGUUGCUAAAAUCACUUCGAUUUGGCGCUAUGGGACUGGCCACAAUGGCAAUGGACACCCGGUUUGCCACAGUUCAGGAUGCAGACAUCCGAAAGUUUGAAUCAAUUUGUGGUCGGGAUCAUGUGAGAACGACGGAAAUCGACGGCUACAAAAUGGACUGGACCAAAGCCUUCAAAGGUGAUCCUGCUUGUGUCCUGCUGCCUGCUAGCUCCGAAGAAGUCUCAGCUAUACUCGCACAUUGUUCGAGGAGAAAAAUAGCGGUUGUGCCGCAGGCCGGGAACACUGGCCUCGUUGGUGGAUCAGUUCCAUUAUAUGACGAAAUUGUCCUUUCUGUGAAACGGAUCAAUAAUCAUUUUGAAUUCGAUGAGAAGACUGGUGUAUUAAGUUGUGAUGCUGGAUUUAUUCUCGAGGAGUUGGACAACAAGUUAGCUUCAUAUGGCUUCAUGAUGCCGCUAGAUCUUGGUGCUAAAGGUUCCUGUAUGAUCGGUGGAAAUGUCGCUACAUGCGCUGGCGGCAUACGACUUUUACGGUACGGCAAUCUUCACGCUCAUCUACUCGGACUUACUGUGGUCUUGCCAGAUGACAGAGGGACAAUCCUAACGGUGGGUUCAACCCAUAAAAAGGAUAAUACUUCACUGCAUACUCCUCAUCUAUUCUUGGGGAGUGAAGGGCGGCUUGGAGUGAUUACACGGAUUGCAAUGAGCGCCGUACCAAAGCCAACCUCGGUGCAGAGCGCAAUGAUAGGGGUGGAAACAUUCGAAUCCUGCUGCGAUGUGUUGCGUAUGGCAAGAUGCCAUCUCUCAGAGAUAUUGUCGUCUUUUGAGUUUAUGGAUCGAGAGAUAAUGACCGUGCUUGACGAGUCAUUGGGACUGAAGCCCGUUUUGAAAACAAAUCCUCGUUUCACGUUACUCGUAGAAACUUCGGGUUCCAAUGAGGCGCAUGACAAGGAAAAGAUGGAACGUUUUCUGGCCCACUGCAUUGAUGAUGGGCUCAUUAGUGAUGGUGUCCAGGCCCUGUCAGCCAGUGAAUCAUCAGCUAUGUGGCGAUUGCGCGAGAGCGCCCCGAUGGCGGUAGCUAGUGAUGGAUUUGUGUUUAAAAACGAUGUCUCACUGCCACUCAAACAUUUUUACCAAUUAACUGAGCAAGUAAGAUUGCGCUGUUCUGAUAUGACUAAGCAUAUUGUCACCUACGGCCACAUGGGAGAUGGAAACAGUCAUUUGAACAUUACUGCCGAGGAAUUCAGCAAAGAGCUGUAUGAUAGGCUCUAUCCAUUUAUCUACGAGUGGGUCAGCGUACAUGGUGGUUCCAUCUCAGCUGAACAUGGUAUCGGUCAACUUAAAUUGCCAUAUUCCGGACUUGGCAAGUCGCUAGCAGAGAGGGAGAUCGUGCGUCGUAUUAAAUCGUUGUUCGACCCGAAUGGCAUUCUGAAUCCAUACAAAUCGUUCUAG